Molecule: messenger RNA, 2208 nt
Organism: Cannabis sativa
Lineage: Eukaryota; Viridiplantae; Streptophyta; Magnoliopsida; Rosales; Cannabaceae
Product: aminopeptidase P1
Exons: 16
Coding region: 124-2046 (640 amino acids)
Molecular function (GO): metalloaminopeptidase activity
Source: RefSeq, a predicted model, not a curated record
AAAAAUAGCAUGGUACGAAUUUUAGAAGGGUUUAUAAAAGGGAAUUCUCAUUCUUAGAAACUUUACAUUGUGGAGUUGUAAACUCACGACUCGCUACUCAGAAGAUUCGGAAGAUAACCAAAAAUGGCAGACAUUCUUGCUUCGUUGAGGUCUUUAAUGGCUUCUCACUCUCCGCCUCUUGAUGCUUUAGUUGUUCCUUCUGAGGAUUACCAUCAGAGCGAGUAUGUAUCUGCACGAGAUAAGAGACGGGCGUUCGUUUCUGGGUUCUCUGGAAGUGCAGGUUUGGCACUUAUAACCAUGGAUGGAGCUCGGUUGUGGACAGAUGGACGCUAUUUUUUGCAGGCAACUCAGGAACUUAGUGACCAGUGGACUCUUAUGCGUAUGGGAGAAGACCCUGCUGUGGAUGUCUGGAUGGCUGAUAAUCUGCCUGAAGAUGCAGCCGUUGGUAUUGAUCCUUGGUGCAUUUCAAUAGACACUGCUCAAAGAUGGGAGCAUGGUUUUGUCAAGAAAGGGCAAAAGUUGGUUCAGACAUCCACUAAUUUGGUAGAUGAAGUUUGGAAAAACAGGCCACCAGUGGAAUUAAAUCCCGUUAAUGUACAGCCUAUGGAAUAUGCUGGCCGUUCUGUGGAUGAAAAGUUGAAGGAUCUAAGACAAAAUCUUGCACAACAAACAGCUAGAGGCAUAAUUUUCACAUCACUUGAUGAAGUUGCUUGGUUGUAUAAUAUUCGUGGGAGUGAUGUGUCCUACUGUCCAGUUGUUCAUGCAUUUGCUAUAGUGACUUUGGAUUCAGCUUUCUUUUAUGUUGACAAAAGGAAGAUCUCUCCUGAGGUCAAGCUUCACUUGGAGGGGAAUGGUAUUGAAAUACGGGAAUACAGUGAUGUAAGUUCAGAUGUCAAAUUGCUUGCAUCUAAUAAUCUCAAACAUGUUGACAUCAAGACAGUAGGUAAUGGCACAUCUGAAGCAGAAGAGAAUGAUUAUGAGCUUGUAUGGGCAGACCCUAGUACAUGCUGUUAUGCUUUGUACACAAAAUUGAACUUUGAGAACGCCCUCUUGAAACCAUCACCAUUGGCACUUGCAAAAGCUUUAAAGAACCCAAUCGAGUUGGAAGGAUUAAAAAAGGCACAUAUUCGAGAUGGUGCAGCUGUUGUGCAGUAUCUUGUCUGGUUGGAUAAGGAGAUGCAGGACAAUUAUGGCGCUUCUGGUUACUUCUUGGAGAAAGAGAGUUCAAAGAAGAAGAAUAAUUUGGGAACCAGGAAAUUGACAGAACUGACUGUAAGUGAUAAACUGGAGAGUUUCCGAGCCUCAAAAGAGCAUUUUAGAGGCUUAAGUUUCCCUACUAUUUCGUCUGUGGGUCCAAAUGCAGCAAUCAUUCAUUAUUCACCACAUGAAGAAACUUGUGCCGAAUUAGAUCCAGAUAGCAUCUAUCUUUUUGAUUCAGGAGCACAGUAUUUGGAUGGAACAACUGAUAUAACAAGGACAGUGCAUUUUGGGAAACCAUCAGCACAUGAAAAAGCAUGCUAUACUGCUGUUCUCAAGGGUCAUAUAGCACUUGGAAAUGCUCGAUUUCCUAAUGGAACUAACGGUCACUCCCUUGACAUUCUUGCUCGAGUUCCGUUGUGGAAGUACGGUCUUGAUUAUAGGCAUGGUACUGGUCAUGGAAUUGGAUCCUACUUAAAUGUCCAUGAAGGACCCCAUUUGAUUAGUUUCAGACCACAUGCUCGAAAUGUGCCAUUACAAGCUUCUAUGACUGUAACAGAUGAACCUGGUUACUACGAGGAUGGUAAUUUCGGUAUAAGGUUGGAGAAUGUUCUUAUAAUCCACGAAGCUGAUACAAAAUUUAACUUUGGUGACAAGGGUUACUUAUCAUUUGAGCAUAUAACAUGGGCACCAUAUCAGAAAAAGCUAAUUGACCUGAAGUUGUUAACACCAGAAGAGUUGGAUUGGUUGAAUUCGUACCAUUCGAAGUGUAAGGAUAUUUUAGCGCCAUACUUGAACGAAACCCAGAAGUCUUGGCUGCACACAGCCACUGAACCUAUUUCAGUGUGAGCUUGACUUGGACUAUCUGUGUAAUCGUUAUGUUGCAUGGUCUCUUUAUGAAAUAAGAAUAAUACGAAUAAAUUGGUCUUUUUGUUAAUAAUUUGGAUAUGAAUUGAAUGAUUUGGUUUCAUUUGAAAAAUUCUAUUUUUAUUUUAGAAGUAAGUUUCAUAA